AUAGCAGCUGGGAAGAGGGAAUCUGGGACAGGCGUGCAGCAGUGUCACCUCUCUCCGUGGCAGGACUGCAGGGAUCCCUUCCCAGCCACGCCGGUUCCUGUCCCUCCUCCUGAUCUUGCGCGCUGAGGCUGCUCCGGGAAGAAGACCUGUUUCUCCUCCGCUGGAGUUGGUGGUGGUGCUUUGAACUUUCUUGCCUUCGCCCUCCCCCGCCCCCCCCCCUUCCCUUCCACUUCUGCCGCCGCUGCUCGCCUGCGAUUUUUGAUUCCUUCGCUGGUGGGUGCAAAUACGGAUCGCUGCAGCGGCUCCUCACCAGACCCCAAAACAAAAGGCAAGGGGCGGGUGGGGUGGGGGGGAGAGAGAGAGAGAAACAAUUUCCAGCCCAAGUCAAGCAUGACUUCCAAAGAAGAAGCCAAGGCUUCCUCGGUGGAGGAGAGAAGAAGGAGCCCCCUGGAUCAGCUGCCCCCUCCUGCCAAUUCCAACAAGCCUCUGACCCCCUUCAGCAUAGAGGACAUUCUGAACAAGCCGGCCGUCAGGCGAAGUUACACCAUCUGCGGGACAGCGCACCUCCUCUCCAGCACCGACAAGCACCCGCCAGCCGGCCUGCCCCUCUCCAGCCGGGCGCUCCUCUCCCAAACCUCCCCGCUCUGUGCCCUGGAGGAACUGGCCAGCAAAACCUUCAAAGGGCUGGAAGUCAGCGUCCUGCAGGCAGCUGAAGGAAGGGAUGGGAUGACUAUUUUUGGCCAGAGACAAACUCCCAAGAAAAGGAGGAAGUCUAGAACCGCCUUUACAAACCACCAGAUCUACGAACUGGAAAAGAGGUUUUUGUAUCAGAAAUACCUCUCUCCAGCCGACCGAGACCAAAUCGCCCAGCAGCUGGGGCUGACCAACGCCCAGGUGAUCACCUGGUUUCAGAACCGCCGAGCCAAACUCAAAAGAGACCUGGAGGAGAUGAAAGCAGAUGUGGAAUCUGCCAAGAAACUGGGGCCCAACGCCCAGGUGGAUAUUGUUAGCAUUUCCGAGCUGGAGCCCAAUUCGGAAGGGAGAGGGAAAUCGCGUUCGCUUUCUCCAACUCUACCCAAACAUGGACUGGAGACCGCCAGCCACCUUCAGCUGCCUCCUGAAUCCCCUCUCACAGACCAGCCCAACAGCAGUAAGGACUGCUCGGAGGAUGAAGAAGAUGUGGAAAUUGACGUUGAUGACUGAAUUGUUGUGGUGGUGAUGGGUAUAUUCCCCCCCCACACACACACACAUUUUUUUCUUGUCUUCUUCUUCUUCAAAACAAAAACAAACCCAGAAACUGACAGCCACACUUCCCCACACUCCAGGGGUGGACCUGUGAAAUCCUGAGCAAAGCCUGAACAGUAUUCCAGAGCCAUGAACUCUGGUGAUAGACACUCAGCGUUGGUGGCGACUAAAUAAGGCAGUUCCUUUUCAAUAAAAGCAAUAAGCAAUAGGAAAAAAAAUAAUUUAAAAUAGUCAAUAUCCCAUGCCUGUCACAUCAGGUAGCUUUCAUCUUUGGAAUGGUGCAAUUAUGUAUGGCUUCUGUAUAAAUAUUUAAACAUAUAUAAUGGAUUUUCUUUCUUUUUUUGAGGGUAUGAUUUAAAAAAAAUAACGAUAUCAAUUGGUUUUGUUUAUAAAGGAAAGCAGAACCUUGCAAUAGAGACACCACUUCAAACAGAUGUUUUGUUAGGCGGUUAUUUUAAACGACUUCCAAAAAUGAACCAGGUUAUAGGAGAUUUAAGUUAGGCUAAAAUUAGCAAUUUUCUUUCUUUCCUUGCAUGUUUCAAAUGUGCACGAAAUAAUUAUUUUUCAUUUUUACAAAAAAAAUUCUUUUAAAAUUUUGGAAACUAGGGGAUGGGUUAUACUGCAAGUUUAAAAUAUGUACCCUCCCAACUCCCCGCCCCGCGCCUUCAGAGCAUAGAUAUUUGUAUCCAAUGCAAUUUCUGCCUCAUUUUACCAAUUAAAAGCUAUUUUUACCAUUUUGUGCUAUUAUUGUGCUUUUAUUAAAAAGCUACCUUUCGUAUUUUUGAUAUGAAGGUGGUUACAAAAAAAAUCCUAGAAUUAUUUUUUACUCUUUUUAGAAUUUUUGCAUGCUACAAAACUAAAAAAGGACAACUCCCAAGAUCAAGACAUUUAAA
This is a messenger RNA of Mauremys reevesii (Reeves's turtle), 2138 nucleotides long. RefSeq names its product ladybird homeobox 1 (gene LBX1). The transcript is spliced from 2 exons. NCBI's taxonomy places the organism in Eukaryota, Metazoa, Chordata, Testudines, Geoemydidae. The coding region runs from base 391 to 1203 and encodes 270 amino acids. Gene Ontology annotation, biological process: regulation of DNA-templated transcription. Gene Ontology annotation, molecular function: DNA binding; DNA-binding transcription factor activity, RNA polymerase II-specific. The record is from RefSeq and is a predicted model, not a curated record.